Messenger RNA from Chrysemys picta bellii (western painted turtle), 1395 nucleotides. Lineage: Eukaryota; Metazoa; Chordata; Testudines; Emydidae. The record is from RefSeq and is a predicted model, not a curated record.
GUCCCUACCAUGCAGUGGAGACGCCCGCCAAGGACGCAGGUGGGAGCGGAGACAAGACGUGCGGCAAGGACACGGUGGGGAUGGGGAAUGACGGGGUCAGCGACGCCGGGGAGGGGUCUGAGCAGCAGCCGCUGUUACCUGCUCAGGGCCAGGAGCAGAGCGAGACACAGAAGCAGGACGGGGUGGAGGACACAGAUUCUGCUGGAUCCGAACUGAGCGAGUGCCAGGAACGGGGAGAAGCCGUCGCUGCUGCUCCAGGUCCUGGGGCCACUGCACCGAACAGGGACAGCUCAGCCAACGCCGAGGCAGGCCCAGCCGGGCCGGGGAUGGAAGGAGCUUCGGCAGAGCUGGCUGGGCAGCAGGGGAGAGACGCUGCCCCCAGCAUCACUGCAGUGGGGACGGGGGAGACAGCCCCAAACAUGGUGCCAGCUACUGCACAGGAGGAAGAUGUCCAGGGAGAGACAGGAGACAAAGGUCUGCGGCCCCCGGAGGUGUCGGAAAUCUCCCAACCCCAGUCAGUGACGGCGGGGGAGGAAAUCACCCUGAGCUGCCGCAUGACGGGGCAUUUCCCCGCGGAUCUGAGUGUGACCUGGCUCAGGAGGGACAGAGGGGCCGGGGCUGCUGUUCCCCUGCAGGACUCUGAUCAGUACAAAAUCGAGUCCGGAGUUCCCUACACACAGGACUGGAAAAGCUUCCAGCAGGAGACGAGACUCAGCUUCACCCCCUCGGUGCAGACAGACCAGGGGGCAGAGUUCAUCUGCCGCGUGCGACACAAAGCCCUGCAGGCCUGCCUGGAGAGACGCAGCGGGGAGCUGCAGAUAGCAGGACGCACAGAUUCUGCAGCAACCAAACCAUCCGAGUCUGAGAAAAGGAGAAUGAGAAGAGGAGCCCGCAGGUAGAAGAGAGUUGGCGGCUGUGACCGGCCCACUGGUGGAGGAGGGGGCAGGUGACACGGCACCAAAAAGCAACGCAGGGGAAGAUGGUGGGGCUGAGACCAAGUCAGAGAGUGACACAUGCAGAGACACCACGAUGACACAGAAUGACACGGCCAGAGCCACACCAGCAAAGGGACGGAUGGGGAUGCUGCAGCCAGCGCCACACCAGCAAAGAAACCAGGAGACAAGGAGGGCGUAACCAGCAACGCAUCAGAAAAGGAGCAGGCGGGAGACAACACAGCCGACGAGGGCACAACCAGUGAUGUGGGGUCCCUGCCCUGGGCUGGAGCUGGCCACAGUAACUGAGACUCCCUGGACUUGCUGGUCUGGGGGCUGCUCGCUCGGGGGCUGGGCAGGGGGAGAACGGGGCUCUGGGCUGCACCUCCUGGCAGCCGUCUCUGUCACACUGCCCCAGUCUGGCCCUGGGGCUUGUGCUCAGGUGAAUAAAGUAGGCACUCAG